Molecule: messenger RNA, 1584 nt
Organism: Oncorhynchus nerka (sockeye salmon)
Lineage: Eukaryota; Metazoa; Chordata; Actinopteri; Salmoniformes; Salmonidae
Product: collagen alpha-3(VI) chain-like
Exons: 4
Coding region: 1-1569 (522 amino acids)
Source: RefSeq, a predicted model, not a curated record
AUGCGUGACUUUGUUCAAAGAGUGGUAGAGAAACUCACUGUGGAGGAGAACAGAGAUCGAGUCUCUGUGGUCCAGUAUAGCAAAGAACCAGAGGCCCACUUCUAUUUGAACACUUACACAACAAAGGAAGACGUUGUGGACACCGUAAGAGGCCUGAGGCACAAAGGAGGGAGACCCCUCAACACUGGGGCAGCACUCCAGUAUGUCAGGGACAAUGUCUUUAUUGCCUCCUCCGGAAUUGAGAGUCAGGCUCCCAGGAGGGAUGUCGUGUUCUUGCUGGAUGGAUCUGACGGCACUAGGAGUGGAUUCCCAGCAAUGCGGGACUUUGUUCAAGGAGUAGUGGAAACACUCGGUGUGGAUGAGAACAAAGAUCGCGUGGCUGUGGUCCAGUACAGUAGAGAUCCAGCCGCCCAAUUCUAUCUGAACACAUACACAACAAAAGGAGAGAUUCUCAACACUGUAAGAGGUCUGAGACACAAAGGUGGAGACCUCUCAACACUGGAGCAGCUCUCCAUGGACCAAAGCAUUGCCAGAAAGGAUGUAGUAUUCCUGCUGGAUGGUUCUGAUGGCACUAGGAAUGGCUUUCCAGCAAUGCGUGACUUUGUUCAAAGAGUGGUAGAGAAACUCACUGUGGAGGAGAACAAAGAUCGAGUCUCUGUGGUCCAGUAUAGCAAAGAACCAGAGGCCCACUUCUAUUUGAACACUUACACAACAAAGGAAGACGUUGUGGACAUCGUAAGAGGCCUGAGGCACAAAGGAGGGAGACCCCUCAACACUGGGGCAGCUCUCCACACUCAGUCCAUUGCACACAUUGAUACAUUCUUUGAAUGGUUGUUUGAGAUUAGGGAAAGGGAUGACUGUCAUGUGAAGGAAGCAGCUUUGUCCUGUUUUUCCCUUACCUAUGCAUCAUUUAAUAAAACUAUUUUUUCUGAACAUUCACAUUCUCUAGUUGAGAGUCAGGCUCCCAGGAGGGAUGUCGUGUUCUUGCUGGAUGGAUCUGAUGGCACUAGGAGUGGAUUCCCAGCAAUGCGGGACUUUGUUCAAAGAGUAGUGGAGACACUCGGUGUGGAUGAGAACAAAGAUCGCGUGGCUGUGGUCCAGUACAGUAGAGAUCCAGCCGCCCAAUUCUAUCUGAACACAUACACAACAAAAGGAGAGAUUCUCAACACUGUAAGAGGUCUGAGACACAAAGGUGGGAGACCUCUCAACACUGGAGCAGCUCUCCAGUACGUGAGAGACAAUGUCUUGACUGCCUCCUCCGGAAGUCGACGCACUGAAGGUGUUCCACAGUUACUGAUUCUGCUGAGUGGUGGAAGGUCCUUUGACAAUGUUGACACUCCAGCUGCUGCUCUGAAGGAGCUUGGGGUCUUGAUCUUUGGAAUUGGAACAAGGAGCUCUGAUAGCAGAGAAUUGCAGAGGAUAUCACAUGAUCCCAGUUACGCUCUGUCUGUCUCUGACUUCACUGACCUUCCAAACAUCCAGCAGCAACUUCUGUCCUCUGUGGAGUCAGUUGUUAUUGACGUUACGCCAGAAUCGACAACAGAUUUAGGUAUGUGUCAUCACUGUUAAUUGAGAGUCAGGAAG